AUAGCUCACAAUUUUCUUCAACCCCUUUGGUGCUUUGGCGCCCUAGUUUAUAGGAGGGGUUCCUGCUCGCUGCGGCUCAGCUCCUUCCUACCUCCGUUUGCUGAUCCUCCCAGAUGGGGUUUCUGUUGAUCAGGACGCAAGAGAAUUACGAUUUAUUGCUUUGAAAGGUAAACUUCAUGUAGCAUGUUACUUUUCAGUACGAAUACAGAUUGUUUAAGUAGAGGCUCUCAGCCAGCUGGUGGUGCUACACAAGUCUGCAAACUUUCUUUCUGGUUGAUUGCAGAAGAAGCAUCAGAUUACCUGCCCCAAAUGUGGUGCUUGCAAACAAAACUGGGCUCAUUGUGAGUCAUAUCCAGCUUUGUAUCCUUAAAAACAUGGUUUCCUGAUUCUCUCUGCCAGAUCAUGUUACAUAGUCCCAGGGUGAAUGUCCGGAAGGAGGGACUGCGUUCUUUACACUUCUCCCACAUUGAGGGCCUCUUGGGGUGCACAAAUGCAAGCCUACCUUGCGGGGCCAGAGGAGCGAACAGAUAACCACAGCAAGCUUUGGAUUUUGAGUGUGAGUCCGUGACAACCAGGAUGUGCGGCCCGGGGCUCCCAUGGCCAGGGAUGAUUACAACCGCUGGGGAACUGGAGGUGACCAGCUGGCGCCCCUGCCCUCCACGACCUUUGCGGAAGCGCUAGGUAGAAUCAGCCGCCAAUGGGUCCCGCACGACUUGCCGUCUGCACAGGACAUUGUGGGGAAGAACGAAGCCCCGGGCCCAGAUGGCCGUGGACCCCAGCUAGGCCGGGCGUCCUGUGGCACCCAGACUGUGGGGGACGCGGGUGUGGCUGGUCUGCGGCUGCUGGGAACAACAACACGGAGGGGCUUCCAGGAGGGCUUGCCCGCGUGGCAGGAGGAGGACAGCCCCCCCAGCUAUGCCGGGUGGAGCCCCGCUACGGAGCGGCCAAUUCGGGACAGCCUGGGGCGGGAAAACGAAAGGGGGGAGUCCGGGGGGCUGUCCAAGGAGGGCAGCCGCAGGGCGAGCCUGGGGGAGGUGGCGGGGGAGAAGGGCGAGAGGCAGCGGGAGUGGUACCAGCGCAUGCUGCUGGCGCUGAAGCUGAAGCAGGCCAAGCGCAUCGAGGACAUGGAGGCGCGCUUCGAGGAGGAGCUGCGGCGGCGCACGGACAUGCACGAGACAGCGCUGCAGCAAAUGGCAGCGCAGGCGGCAGUUGCCUCCUCUUCAGCCCAAGCGUGCGCGGCAGCCCAGGCGGCGGUGCGUGACUUGGAAGGGCAGCUGCGGGACGCGCAGGUGGUGGUAACGGAGCUGCAGGGACGACUAGCGAAGCAGCAAGAAGAGCUGGAGCUACGCCGCGAGUACGACUUAUACAAGCAGCGUAGCGCGCAUGAGAAGGAGCUGGCCGCCGUGGCAGAGAAGCAGCGGGCACAGCUGGAGCAGCUCCAGGCGGAGAUGCGGCAGGCUGUGGCUGCACGGGAAGAGGCGCACGAAGGGCAGCAGGCUCUCAGGCUGCAGCAUGAAGCGGAGAUGCGGCACCUCCAGACGGAGCACGCCGCCCAGUUUGCCAGUGCACAUGCCCAGAUGUUGGCAGCGCAGCAGGCGGUGGCUGCUCGGGGGGAGGCGGAGGCGGCUGCCACAGCGCUGGCGGUGGCGCAGGCCCGUAGCGAGUACGAGAGCAAGCUGGCGGCCGCGCUGCGUAGCCUGCAGGACAGCCAUGCCGAGCGCUGCGACCUGCUGGAGCAGCACUGGCAGCAGGCCAGCCAGCGGCAGAGCCACGAGUAUGAGCUGGUCAUCAACGAGCUGCGCGCGGCGCUGGCCACCUGCGAUCCAGCCGGCGAGCCGGUGCCCGUGCUGCGCACAACAGGCCUCCGGGAGGCCCCCGAGAGUCCCCGUAGAAACGUUGCCCCCCAGCCCGGCCCGGGGACAAGGCUCGGGCCGCGCCGCCCAGGAAACGCUCCAUCAGGAGAGAGGCCCGGGCCACUGGCAAGGACGCAGUCUAGCCCGCCUCGGUUGCCCCCUCCUGCUCGAGUGGCCAGCCGUGUAGUCACGCCCCAGCCCGCCAGCGAGCCUCGCGGGAGGGCCAAGAGUCCCGAGCGCGGGCCCGGUCGUGCGCAGCAGCGCACCCGUCCAAGCCCCAAUAUGAGCCCCCGUGAAGGCAGCUCGCCUGCCCCGAUGCAGCAGGGCCGCCCCUCAACGCCCCCGGAGCGCAUCCCCUACCAGGAGCUGAUGAGCAGCCUGCACGAACUCGACCAACGCAUGGCUCGGUCGCCCCCACGACACCGCGUUGGGCUGGACCAGGAGGCCUUGGGAAGUGGCAGCGGUGCGCAGAGGGGUUGGCAGCCUCCGGGAUAUGUGAGCCCCCCUCCAGCCCGGCCGCUCGCCCGGUCGGCGGCAGCCAAGCGGGCCCCCGCGCGGAGCUACCUGGACCGGCUGCUGCGGCAGCUGCGGGAAGAGCAGACGGCGGCGCAGCGCGGGGGCAGCCAUGACCAAGAGCUCCUCAGCAGUGGAACCAAGAGCUUGCCGCCAGAGCACUGGAACAGGACCAAAGGGGGAGGCAUAGGCUGAAGAUGGGGCUCGGACAGCAACAGGACUGCGCAGCACGUGACGGCGUCGGAUUGUGUUUGGAGUCUGAGUCAGCUUCCUCGAAAAGAGGACCGUCAAAAUGUGUGGAUAAAGUUGGAGACCCUUACUGGGGCCGAGAGAUAGUCGUCAAGAUUGAGUACUUGGCCCCGAGGAACUGUAAGUUAUGUGAGCUCAAUCAUAUCUGUAUUCUUGAAAUAUAGUGGCUUUCGUCGCGUGGUAGUCAGAAGUCCUGCAACUGAACAUACUUGGGACGAAGCUCCAAGAGGACCGAGAAUCGUGCCAGAAUCACAAGAACGCUCGG
Molecule: messenger RNA, 2880 nt
Organism: Klebsormidium nitens
Lineage: Eukaryota; Viridiplantae; Streptophyta; Klebsormidiophyceae; Klebsormidiales; Klebsormidiaceae
Source: the annotation of a GenBank genome assembly